GUGCCCGGUCGUCUUUCAACUUCAUCUCAAUUGUUCUUCUGGACUUAUGCGAACAGCUUCAUCUGCAUAAAUCAUAGAGCUCUAUAGCUCUGGAAAAAUUUGUACCUUUCGCAGUUGUCACGCCUUCAAGAUGUCCAUCUCAACUCCUCUAACCACCCUCCUUGGGAUCCAGCACCCCAUCCUCCUCGCAGGCAUGGGCGGCGUUGCUAGCCCCUCGCUCGCAGCCGCGGUGUCCAAUGCAGGUGGAAUGGGUGUGCUAGGCGGAAUCUCGUAUACGCCCGCGAUGCUACGCGACUUGAUCAAAGAGACAAAGUCACUAAUGACGGAUCCAAGUUUACCCUUUGGUGUGGAUCUACUGAUUCCGCAGGUUGGAGGGAAUGCAAGGAAGACGAAUUACGACUACACAAAAGGCUCAUUGAGCGAACUUAUCGACGUUAUCAUUGAAGGCGGAGCAAAGCUGUUCGUAUCUGCAGUGGGUGUACCACCGAAAUGGGUAGUAGAGAAGCUGCAUAAGAACGGGAUACUGUACAUGAACAUAAUAGGGCACCCGAAACACAUUCACAAAGCCUGCGCCAUUGGCGCCGACCUCAUCUGCGCCCAAGGCGGCGAAGCAGGCGGCCACACAGGCGAUAUCCCCUUCAGCGUCCUCAUCCCCGCCUGCGCUGACGUCUGCAAACAAUAUACCUCGCCCCUCACUAGCCAACCCGUCCAGCUCGUCGCCGCUGGCGGAGUCAACGACGGCCGCAGCCUCGCUGCCGCGCUGAUGUUCGGCGCAAGUGGGGUUUGGGUGGGGACGCGCUUCAUUCCCGCGAAAGAGAGCGGUGCGAGCGAGUAUGCGAAGAAGCUCGUCGUCGACGCCGGAUUCGAUUCGGUGGUUAAGAGUACGAUCUGGACUGGCCGCCCACUACGCGCGGCACGGACGCCGUAUAUCGAUGAUUGGGAGACGAACCGGCAGCAGGAGAUUAAGGAGUUGACGGCGAAGGGGGUUUUACCGGCUGAGUAUGAUCUUGAUAAGUUGAGCGCGGCGGGGAAGUUGACGGAGGAGAUUGAGGAGCAGGCGGCUGUUAAGCCCAUGGGGAUUGUAGCGGGAUUGGUCAACAAGAAAGAUCAGUCUGCUGGCGAAAUUGUGAAGGACAUUGUAGAAGAGGCGGUCGGGCUGCUGAGGGGGGCGAGUGGGUUUGUAAAGACGGCUUCGAGACUAUAAGUGCAGUAUGUAUAGCCAGCUAAUGAGGCCACAAUGGGACCUGAGAGACUCUGAAGUGUAGAUCUUCGUUAUUGUAACUCGACAGCUAUCUAAUCGUAAGGCCAAGCGGUUUUGGUUUGGGCUUGAUAGGGUGCAGAAACGAGGAAAAAGAAAUCUUGUAAAGAAGACUCUGCUAAUGUCAGGUGACAGAUACGUUUUUCCGCUAAGGGUAGGCGGAGAUACUAAUGAUGAGGAACGCCUAUCUAGAUCUGGGGAGAGAACGCUCUAUAGGGAAACUUGGUGACUUGGUUCAUGGUCAGGCCGU
Mytilinidion resinicola is the source of this 1508-nucleotide messenger RNA. Its product is annotated as 2-nitropropane dioxygenase. The record is from RefSeq and is a predicted model, not a curated record. Gene Ontology annotation, molecular function: nitronate monooxygenase activity. Bases 131 to 1204 code for a protein of 357 amino acids. Lineage: Eukaryota; Fungi; Ascomycota; Dothideomycetes; Mytilinidiales; Mytilinidiaceae. The transcript has 6 exons.